AUGGCCUUCUCCAUGGAUCCGGUGGCGAAUUCGGAGGCCACCGUCUCUGGGCCCACAUACCGGUUCACGAUCCUUACCGAUCGGUUACUUCGGUACGAAUGGGCUGCCGACGGCCAGUUCGAGGACAGAGCGUCCACCUUUGCUAUCAACCGCCAUUUUCCUGUUCCUCAAUUCCGUGUCAUCGAUGGUGAAGACCUCGAGAUCAUCACUGAGCACUUUCACCUGAGUUACAACAAGCAACGCUUUUCGCCUGGGGGUCUUGUUGUUCACUUCAGCGAGAAACACACCGAGUGGGGCGCUCCAUGGCGGUAUGGGAUCCCGGAAGACCUCAACCUGGGUGGUACUGCCCGCACUCUAGACCUCUGCGACGGCAGAUGCGACAUGGGCCAAGGUAUCAUCUCCAGAGCAGGCCAUGCUGCCCUUGAUGAUUCUUCUUCCAUGCUCUUUGACAGAGACUUCGUAACUGGAAGGAGGGCGGGAGACAGGCUGGAUGGGUAUUUGUUCUGCUUCGGCCACGAUUAUCGAGGAGCCAUCAAGACCUUCUUUGCCUUGUCUGGCAAGCAACCUGUCUUACCCCGAUAUGCGUUAGGAAACUGGUGGAGCCGGUACUAUGCCUAUCGCCAGGACGAGUAUAUCGGCCUGAUGGACAAAUUCCGUGCUCAUGAUAUCCCUCUAUCUGUUGCAGUUAUCGACAUGGACUGGCAUCUGGUAUCGCACGAGUCCGUCCCACACUCUGGUUGGACCGGGUAUACAUGGGAUACGGAUCUCUUCCCAGACCCACAGGCAUUUGGACAUGAACUACACAAAAGAAACCUUAAGAUCACGUUGAAUGAUCACCCCCAUAAUGGAAUCCACUCGCAUGAGGCGGCUUAUGAGGAGUGUGCGCAGGCCCUCGGCCAUGAUACCCAUAACAAAGAUCCAAUCCUGUUUGAUCCCACCGACACCCGUUUCAUGAAGGUAUUCCUGGAGAUCCUGCACCGCAAGGUAGAAGGGGUUGCUUGUGAUUUCUGGUGGAUUGACUGGCAGCAAGGACCGCACUCCAGGAUAUCUGGUCUUGAUCCGCUCUGGCUCUUGAAUCAUUUCCAGUAUCUUGACCACGAGAAAAAUCGCACUACUACCCCGCUAAUCUUCUCCCGGUAUGCUGGUCCUGGAAGUCAUCGGUAUCCCGUAGGGUUCUCGGGAGACACGGUGGUCACUUGGGCCUCACUGGCCUUCCAACCAGAAUUCACCGCCACGGCUUCAAACAUUGGAUAUGGGUGGUGGAGUCAUGAUAUUGGCGGUCAUAUAUGGGGUGCCCGCGACGAUGAGCUGGUGACGCGAUGGGUGCAGCUUGGAGUAUUUUCACCUAUUUUCCGUCUUCACUCUGCCCUGUCACGCUGGACUUCCAAAGAGCCAUGGCUAUAUCGGGCGGAAUGUAUGGAGGUCAUGUCCGUAUUCAUGAGACUGAGGCAUCGCCUCCUGCCAUUCCUCUAUACUCGGAACGUUCUUUGUUCUACAGAGGAUGAGUUGCUGGUGCAGCCCAUGUACUGGGUCUAUCCAGAUGUUGCCAAGGCAUAUUCGUUCCCGAACCAAUAUAUCCUGGGCUCCGAGUUCUUGGUUGCCCCGAUCGUGGAGCCGCGUGAUAGGAGGACAAAUCUCGCAUCGGUCAAGGCGUGGCUGCCAUCAAGGUCUCGCUAUGUGGACCUGUUCACAGGCACCGUGUAUGACGGAAAUCGUGAGAUCACCUUCUACCGGCGACUAGAGGAGUAUCCCGUUCUGCUUACCGAGGGUACUAUCAUCCCCAUGGAUGCUGACCCAGCUCCGCGGAAUGGAUGCCUAAGUCCGGAGGCGCUCGAGAUUCUUGUCGUGGUUGGAAGCGAUGCUCAAGCCGUAAUUUUGGAGGACGAUGAUGGCAAUGACACUCGGGUAGAUGGUUCAGAGACGAUGCCACGAACGGGCCAGUACCGGAGAAGUACUAUCACAUUCCAACAGGCCGAGGGGAGACUUGUUGCCGAAGCCAUCGAUCGACCGGUCACAUUCCGCUUUCUUUCGGUGACUUCGAUCCCGGAGAAUCUGAAAGUCGACAUGGAUGGCAUUGACAUAACAAGCUACGCCAAUGUUACCGUCGCCAAUUAUCCACAGGCCCCUAGUCUAGCUGUUGACUGCCCGUCCGUAUCCGAAGGCAGUCAUUCUUUCACCAUCGAGCUCGGCCCCAGUCCUCAACUGAGCGUGAUUGACCCGUUGCCCCGGCUUGAGCAUCAGAUCAUGGAUUUCCAGACCGAAUUUGAAGUGAAAGAUCGAAUCUGGGAUGUUGUCACAGACAAGGAAGCGGCAUUGAAUUGUACGGUUGGGACGUUGAUGGCGCUGGGCUAUGACGAGCAUCUCGUUGGACCGGUGACAGAGCUCCUGAUGGCGGACAGGAGACAAUUCUUGGCUUAUAGUGGAUGA
Penicillium arizonense is the source of this 2427-nucleotide messenger RNA. RefSeq names its product glycoside hydrolase family 31 protein. Bases 1 to 2427 code for a protein of 808 amino acids. Gene Ontology annotation, biological process: carbohydrate metabolic process; N-glycan processing. The transcript has a single exon. Lineage: Eukaryota; Fungi; Ascomycota; Eurotiomycetes; Eurotiales; Aspergillaceae. Gene Ontology annotation, molecular function: alpha-glucosidase activity. The record is from RefSeq and is a predicted model, not a curated record.